CCACUAUAUUGCAAUCUAAUUCAACAGGCAUAAAGAAAAUAGUAUAAUCAAUAGCCUACAUUUACCAUCCACCCUGGGUUCUGGGCUAUGUCUCAGGAUAGCGAGUCGGCAGACACUGAACCAAUAGAACUUGAGACCCAGCUGAACCCCACAGUAGAGCAGAAUCAGGAGCAGGACCUGCAGGCCUUACUGGACCAGUUGCACCAGGAGAGAGACAGUCUGAACAGACUGGUGCAGAAGCUCAGCCGCACAGAGAGAGAGCAGGUCCUGUUCACAGAGCCAGGCGGCAGGGGGAAACGUGGCUCUCAUCUGGACAGCUUCUUGCGGAGCGUGGAGGAGGAGAGGGACUACUACAGACAGGAAGCAGACAGCCUGAGGAGGAUGCUGAGGGGCAGGUGCUCCUGUAGCCCCUGUCGGGGGCACCUCCAGAGCCGCAGCCCCACCCGCCAGUCCCCUGUCAAGGGGGUCAGCUAUGAUUCUGAGCUGAUGAGGGUCUUGAGAGAGCGGGACGAGAUGCAGAACAUGCUGGAUAAGUAUGAGCGCCACCUGUCAGAGAUCCAGGCCAACGUGAAAGUUCUGACUGUCGACAGAGACAAGACCAGCAUGCACUAUCAGCAGGCCCAGCAGGAGAUAGCAUCGCUGCUUCGCGAGGUACUGAAAUCCAAGUCGUCGCGCGCAGAUAAGAGCAGUGUCACUGUGUCAGCUCAGAGCAUCCUGAAGCGCGUGGAGGCGGAGAGAGACGAGGCCAAGGUCGACCUCCACCGUAUGAGCACAGAGAGGGACAGUCUGAGGGAGAGACUCAAGAUCUCUCAGGAGACAGCCAUCAGUGAGAGGGCUCAUCUGGAGCAGAGGGUGGAGGACCUGCAGACAGCCAUUCUCACUCUGGAACAUGAACGGGGGGACCAGAAGAGCCGUCUUGCCCUGAUGAGGGAGUCCAUGAUGGUGCUAGAGGAGGAGGUCCACACCCUGGGCAGGAAGCUGACCGCUGCUGAGGACGAACACAGCAGGACCAGGAACGAGUGUGUCAUGCUGAGACUGUCCAACAGUGAGACACAGAACGCCCUGAGUGACAGCCAGCGCAGACUGACCUCCCGCAUCGGAGAACUACAGAACUCCCAGGAGAGGAACAAACUGCUGGACGAGAAGAACGACUCUCUACUGAGGCAGAUGUCUGGUCUAAGAGAGGAGGUGAGCAGUCUACAGUCCACCAUCACUGACCUGGACCAGAGGAGAGACUCCCUGCAGGAGCAGCUGGAGAACAAGACUGACCUCCUUAACUCAGCCCACAACCAGCUGGACGACAACGAGAAAACCAUCAGGAAUCUCAGGUUGUCCAUUGAGGAUCUGGAGACAUCAGCAGAGAGCGUUCGUGAGGAGCUGGCAGGGCGGGAGAGGGAGCUGGAGGCUUUGAGGAGGAGGCUGGGGGAUGCGGGGGAGGAGCUGGGGGCUUUGGCCAAGGUGAAGGAUUCCACCCUGAGGGAGAAUGCUCAACUCCGAGAGGAACUGGACAGGAGCCGCCUCAACAACCAGGCCCUGGAGCUGAAUUCUGAGGACUCUGCCCAGGAGGUGCAUGAGCUGCAGAGGAAGGUACAGGACUAUGUGGCUGACAUCUCCCGCAUCGAGAACCUGCUGUCCACCAAGGAGCGGGAGUGCAGGGAGCACCAGGAGGCUCGGCGGCGUGCGUCGGCCCAGGCCGAGAGCUGGGAGGGGCAGGCGCGGCAGGCAGAGGAGAGCAUCAGCGAGCUGAGGCUGGAGCUGAUGUCCUCAGACAUGGAGAGACGCAGACUCAAGGAGAAGGUGGAGGCUCUGGAUGCCAGUCUGCAGGAGGCGUUGUCUGCAGAGCGGAGCUGCAGCAGCCAGGUGUCUCAGCUUAACAGGAGUCUGCUGCACACUGAGGAGCAGUUGAGACAGGCCCAGGGGGAACACACCGCCACUCAGACUGACCUGGAGAAGACCAGGGAGCUCUGUGUCAAACUGGACGCCAGCAAGGAGGCUGUGCAGUGUGAGCUGGAGCUGCUCAGGAAGCAGCUUUCCAGUGAGCGUCUGAGCAUGAAGAGUCUGGAAUCCAUGCUGGUGUCCACCAGGGAGAAGGAGCUACACCGACAGCUCAGCUCCCAGGAGAGACACACGGAGAUCCAGCUGCUCAGGGACAAACUCACCGCGGCCGACAGCAAGGCGAGCGCUCAGCGUAGAGAGGUGGCUACAUUGAGUACUCGUUCGGCACAGCUAGAGGCUGACCUGGACAUGACCAAAAGACAGCUAUCUACUGAGCGGUUUGAGAGGGAGAGGGCAGUGCAGGAGCUGCGUCGUCAGGGUCUGUCGUCAUCGUCCUCUGGCCUGCAUCCCUCCUCCCUUCACCUGCGUCGCUCCCUCAGCCCCAGCAGGCCCCUGUGGUCCACCGCAGACCACCUGGCCAGAGAGAGAUCCCCAGAGAGGAGCCUGGGGUUCAAGGACCUCUACGACUGAACAGAUCUCUCUCUGGAGGAAAGACAACCCAACCUUCUCUCUAGUCCUCACUGUGCUAUGAUGUCAUUCUUCAACUCAAACCCUGUGAUGUCAUGAUCAGGACCUCAGGUUCAGAACAACCCUCCUAGACCGGAAAUAGUUUCAACAAGUGUUAUCUCAAAUGUAUUUUUUAUAAAAUUUUACAAAUGAACUGACAUCACUGUGUUUGGUUGUGUGUAUUGAUCUGUAAAAUGAGUGACCAUUCAGUAUAUUUUUGAUGAAGAUUUGAUUCAAAUGAAAUACAGCUAAAAGAGGGAAAUUAUGUUCUUUCAUUAAUGUAUUACAUUUUUUGUAAAUUGUCUGAGA
Salvelinus namaycush (lake trout) is the source of this 2811-nucleotide messenger RNA. RefSeq names its product testis-specific gene 10 protein-like. The transcript is spliced from 17 exons. Lineage: Eukaryota; Metazoa; Chordata; Actinopteri; Salmoniformes; Salmonidae. The record is from RefSeq and is a predicted model, not a curated record. Bases 88 to 2466 code for a protein of 792 amino acids.